Messenger RNA from Trypanosoma rangeli, 351 nucleotides. RefSeq lists its product as uncharacterized. The record is from RefSeq and is a predicted model, not a curated record. The annotation marks the transcript as partial. The transcript has a single exon. NCBI's taxonomy places the organism in Eukaryota, Euglenozoa, Kinetoplastea, Trypanosomatida, Trypanosomatidae.
CACAAUACCAACCCGGAACGCAACCCAACAAGCAUGCGUCGUGAUCUGGGUGCCUCGCCCUCAACGUAUCAGUCGCGCAAUACCAACCCGGAACGCAACCCAACCAGCAUGCGUCGUGAUCUGGGUGCCUCGCCCUCAACGUAUCCGUCGCACAAUACCAACCCGGAACGCAACCCAACAAGCAUGCGUCGUGAGGUUACUCCGAACCCGUAUGGGAAAAUCAGCGGUGGAGACAACUGGAAUCGUGGGGGGAAGGGAUUCGGAAUCGGUGACACUUCAGUUGCGGCUGUUGGCCUCAGUUCCCUUGCGGUUCUCGCCGUGACCGCCGCCGUGGCGAUGACGCCUCUCUGA